AUGUCCAAAGUCAUCUUCAAGCCUCGAUCGGAUGUGUGCCGCAUAUGCGAUUUCAUAACUUCCCAGCAGCCCCCCUUCAGACAACAGCGUCGACUUUCAAAAGCAAUCAGUACCAUUUCUCGCACAUUUACCACCACUACCAGAAAACGAUCAGGCAAUACACCAAAGUCUACCCCUUUUAAUGCUUUGCGGAAAUCUUUGGAUUCGAAUCAAGCGCAUGCACAACCAUCACGGCAUAUCACGGAAGCAGAACUAGAGCGGGAGUUGAGGCGUGGAGUCGAGGCAUGUAAUGAACUAUUGAAAACUAGUACAGGAACGAUACCCUCAGGAAAGGCUAUUCUGGAUGUUCUACAUACAUGCCGAUUGAUUGCUGCGGAUGUUGCUGGAGAGCCUGCUAAAUCAUCAGAAUCAAAGAAGGGUGCAACAGCUGCGGCGUCGUUACUUUCAUUGGCUGAUCGAAAAUCGAAGAAGUUGCGAGUUGAAAAGCUAUCCCGCGAGAGCCAAUCUCUAGUGGACGAGCUCUCACAAAGCCUUUUUUCGAUUGUUGCCCACGAGACUGUGUUUAUAUCGCCAGAGAUUUUAGAAGUAUACAUCAGCGCGCAAUCAUGUCUAGGAAAACCAGAGACUUUUCCUGUGGUGUUUUACUUGUACGCGAACAAGUCGAUACCAAUUGAGGGUUCCAAUCCAAUACAAUUCAAAAAUCAGAAUCCAGAUAAAGUCAACAAUGCCAUCCCAAUUGCUGUAGCCGAUCAAGCUUUACAAACCGCAAUUGAUGCGAGGGAAUUAGAUGUGGCUAUGGAUAUCAUUGAUACAGCAUAUGCGCAGAAAGCAUUUCGUCGAGCCAAAUUUAUCCGGAAAGGAUUGUUACCUACCGCUGGGGUUGGCGUGGCACCUCUUGCAGCAUAUGGCGUUGCAACACAACUUGCUAUGUUCCAAAAUACCAUGGAACCUGGCAUGGCCACAAACCUCGCAUUUGCUGGAAUAUUAGCAUAUAUGGGGUUUACGGCUACAAUUGGUGUGGUAGCUGUGACAACAGCUAAUGAUCAAAUGGAUCGCGUGACUUGGGCCCCGGGUAUGCCGUUAAGGGAGCGCUGGAUUCGUGAAGAAGAACGGGCUACGAUAGAUAAAGUUGCGGGAUCAUGGGGUUUUCCUCAAAAAUGGCGGCGUGGAGAAGAAGAGGGUAAAGAUUGGGAUCGAUUGAGACUGUGGAUUGGCAAUAAAGGAAUGUUACUUGAUGCGGUGGAGCUUAUGGAAGGUAUGGAGUAG
This is a messenger RNA of Sclerotinia borealis F-4128, 1266 nucleotides long. The record is from the annotation of a GenBank genome assembly. NCBI's taxonomy places the organism in Eukaryota, Fungi, Ascomycota, Leotiomycetes, Helotiales, Sclerotiniaceae.